UUCCAUCUUCCGGAAAUGCGUGGCUGAGAGAAAAAAAUGGCGUAUAACACAUUGCAUGUACCCGUUAUAUGUGUGGCAUCAACGCAUUUGUUUAACUCUUUCUUUUUGUUUAUAGUCGUCGUUUUUGCAGCAAUAGAAACCUUAAAGUCUGAGGAUGUGUUCAGUGCGAGCCGCACGGCUUCUGUGUCGAUCUCUGCCGCAAGGGAUUUACGGUACCUUUUAUAUGAUGUAAACCCCCCUGAAGGGUUUAAUUUGCGAAGAGAUGUGUACAUCCGCAUGGCCUCACUGGUCAAGACUUUGAGGAAGGAGGGGGAUGACUGGGUAUUGGUGCUUCCCCCAUGGGGUCGCCUCUAUCACUGGCAAAGUCCUGAUAUUCACCAGAUUCGCAUCCCAUGGGGAGAGUUCUUCAGCCUGACCAGCCUGCAAGCCAAUGUACCUGUUAUUGAGUAUGAGGAUUUUAUUGCUGAAAAUGGAGGCCUGUUCAUAGACCAGGUUCUUGUACUGCAGAACUAUGCCGAGGGAUGGACUGAUGGAAAGUGGGAGGAAAAGGUUGACGAGCGCCCAUGCAUUGAGAAGCUACUGUACACCAAAGAUAAACAGGGAAACUACAGGGGCUGGUUUUGGGGCUAUGAAGAAACAAGGGCUCGAAAUGUGACAUGUUUAUCAGCUCAAGGCCAUGCAUCCAUUAUGGCCCCAGUUCUUCUGAAAAACUUCACAGGAAACUCAGUCAUGCUUGAUAGAGCAGAGACUCUCCUACAUGAUCACUAUGCUGGAAAAGACUACUGGGAUACCCGACGCAGCAUGGUUUUUGCGAAGCACCUGCGACUCAUAGGAGAUGAUUUCAGAGCAAAAUACCUGAACUCCACAGAUGAUCGAGACCAUACGUUAUAUAAUGAGGACUGGACCCGCAUGCAAGCCAAGCCCGGCUCUGCUAAAGGAGGUCCAUAUCUAGGGGUUCAUCUUCGCAGAAAGGACUUUAUCUGGGGUCACAGGGAUGAUGUGCCCACUCUGAAAGGGGCUGCCAAAAAAAUUCAAAGUUUGAUGAAGAAACACAAACUUCAGACGGUGUUUGUUGCAACUGAUGCAGAAGGAGAAGAACUGAGAGAGCUGAAAAGAUUGUUGCCAGACAUGGUGCGAUUUGAGCCAUCCAAAGAGGACCUGGAGCUGCUCAAAGAUGGAGGAGUGGCUAUUAUUGACCAGUGGAUAUGCACUCAUGCAAGGUUCUUUAUUGGGACGUCAGUUUCCACUUUCUCUUUCCGGAUCCACGAAGAGAGAGAAAUCUUGGGGUUUGACCCCAACACAACAUACAAGCGUUUCUGUGGAGACUCUGAGAAACAAUGUGAACAGCCCACACACUGGAAGAUUGUUUAUUAACUUUACCUCUGCCUAUCCUGAAUAAUUUGUUUUUUUGCCAAAAGCAGUAUUACAACUGAUAGAAUAAUGGAAUAAAACAAGAUCAAAUUUUUUCAUGGUUUCAGUGUUAGAUGGCCACUGUGUAUGAAAGGCUCAAACUGUGCUGCUCAACAAUGUAAGGUUCAGAAAUUACAUUUCUAUACAGUUUUAUUUAUAAUUGAUGCUCAGUGGGAAUUGUUCAUAAAAAGGUUGUAUUUCCUGCAAUAUCUUGAAAAUCUGUAUUUCUAACUUUCACACAAGCGGAGUGAAAUAUGUCUUGUGGUAACUCACAGUAUUGCAUUACUGUAUUUGGUUUAGAUUUAAUGUUAUUAAAAUGUUUUUUACUGUUUAAGAACGUUACCUGAUGUAUUUUAAGUAUGAUAUUGUAUAUAAAAAAACAAAAGCACAGAUGGAGGAAGAACUCAACCUUUCUAGGUGUAAAGAUCUUGUAUUCAGUAAAGGUUUAUCUACAGAAAGGGUUCUUGCAUAACUGAAAUGCAUUUUUUACUCCAGACAAGCAAAUCUCAAUCAAAGUUAGAAUUAAUUUAUUUUAGUAAUUCAAUUCAAAACACGUAACCUGUAAAUUUAGUAAUUAUUUUUGGUAAAUUCUGACAAUAAUGUCUUACACCUAAUAAAACCCCAGCAGAAAUUCUCAGAAAAUUAGAAAAUCACAAUUAAUGCUUUUCUAGAAGACAAAUAAAGGAUUUUAAACACAGAGAUGCCAGCCUACUGAAAAGCAUAUGUUCUGUAAAGUAUACACAGACAAUAGUUGAUCACGGCUUCGUUACUGAAUUACUGGAUCAACACAGUUUGGCAUGGCAGUGAUGAACCUGUUGCACUGCUGAUGCGAUAAGGAAGCCCAGGUUGCUUUAAUGGUUGUCUUCAGCUCAUCUGCAUUUUGGGAUCUGGUAUUUCUCAUCUUCCUCUUGAUGAUACUCCAUAGAUUUUCUAUUAGGUUUAGGUGAGAUGAGUUUUCUGGUCAGUCAUGUGAAAAUACCAUGGUAAUUAAACCAGGUAUUGGUACUUUUGUCAGUGUGUAUAAGUGCCAUAUGCUACUGAAAAUAUAAAUCAGCAUCUGAAUAAAGCUUGUCAGUGAAGGGAAAUAUAAAGUGCUUCCCGCUGCUGAUGUGCUGUGCUGACCUUGGACUAGAUGAAACACUGCAGACCAACACCAGAAGAUGGCAAAACUCCCCAAAUCAUCACUGACUGGAAACUUUACACCGAACCUCAAGCAACUUGUAUUCUGUACCUCACCACUCUGCCUGCAGAUGCUGGGACCUGGAUUUUAAAAUGAAAUGCUAAAAUUAUUUUCAUCUAAAAAAGAGCAAUUUAGGACGAAAUGCAACACUUGUCCAACGAUAUCCUGGAUACAUCUGUGUGUGGAAGCUCAUACUCCAGCUCCAGUUCAUGCUUCAGUUUCCUAAAAAAUCUUGAAUGGGCUUUUGCAAUCUUAAGCUUGCUGUUACUCGUGUUUCUUGUUCACCAACUGCACAGUUUCUUUCUAUUCAAAGAUAGAUUAACAUUUACCUACAACCCUGGAAUGCCCUACUGUAAAGCUUUUUGUUGCUGGAGUUGUUGUAAAGAAGCUUUGGCCUCUGCUAAAUAGGAAAGGAAUUUGUUGCUCUGCAUGCCUGACAACUUCUCCUUCUGGAGGUUCUUUGGAAAUAUUUUAAUUGUUUUGUGCAGCAUAGUCUAUAAGGAUGAGGUACAAUUCAAACAAUGUUUUUCAGUCAGUUUUUUAUUCUGAAACCUUGCUGAUAAGUCUUAAUGUAAUUGUCUCAUUUUCUAAAGCCUUUCUUGCUUUCAUAAUUCACUGUACAGGGAUUUGUUGUGUAUCUUAUAUCUUAGCUGUGAAAGGGGAGUGAGAAGGGAAAAAAAGUCUCAGUUUUUCCCACUGGAUUCACCUCCUGAUAUUGUGUGUCUAAUCACAGUGGAGAUCUCAGCAACAGCUUACAAAAUGAUGGCGUGUAAUUGAUCCUUUGGUCCCACCCUUUAGCUUUACAACUACAUUUUUAGAUCCGGUGUCUCCUAUCUUUCUCUUGAGGAAAUCCCAUAGAUUCUUUAAGAUAUCAACACAUUGGUCAUUAGAUGAUAGACCAACACCAACAGGUAACAUGACUCCACAAAUGAUUACUACAGAUACUCCAGACUUUUUUUUCAUUUGAAACAUUUCUAAAAGUAAAAGUUUGGUUUUAAUUUUUUGAUAUACAGUCAUAUCCUACAAAUUACAAUAGGCGUUCCAAUGAGGCUCCUUUGUCAGAUUAAAAGUAACUUUAGAAAAUAACAACCUUAAAGCAGGUAUUAAACAUAUUUUUAUUGAGUCCACAUUUCUGCCUUAAAAAUCUUUUUUUUUCAUUGAUUUGAUGUAAUAUUCUAAUCUAAAGUGUCAUGUUUUCAUUAGCUUUAAGUUGAAAAUCAUCACAAUGAACAGAAAUAAAGGCUUGAAAAUAUCUGUAAUUAAUCGCGUUUGACUACGUGACCUGAGUUACUGAAACAGGUUAACUUUUAAAUAAUAUUGAAAUUUAUUAAUAUCACUAUCAUCCGUUAUUGGUGUUAAGAAAUGUUAAUUAAAAGAUAAGGUAUUCUAAAUUCUCAAAUGUCAUUGAGAGUUUUUAAGGGAUGUUUUAGACAGCAUCAGGCCAUUAUCAGACAAAAAUUUGUAUCAAUAAAUCAAUAAAUACAC
This is a messenger RNA of Girardinichthys multiradiatus, 4075 nucleotides long. RefSeq names its product protein O-fucosyltransferase 2 (gene pofut2). The transcript has 9 exons. The record is from RefSeq and is a predicted model, not a curated record. Gene Ontology annotation, biological process: protein O-linked glycosylation via fucose. Gene Ontology annotation, molecular function: peptide-O-fucosyltransferase activity. NCBI's taxonomy places the organism in Eukaryota, Metazoa, Chordata, Actinopteri, Cyprinodontiformes, Goodeidae. Bases 37 to 1374 code for a protein of 445 amino acids.